This is a messenger RNA of Tachysurus fulvidraco (yellow catfish), 2318 nucleotides long. It is a transcript of the gene tmem44, whose product is annotated as transmembrane protein 44. The record is from RefSeq and is a predicted model, not a curated record. The transcript has 10 exons. Lineage: Eukaryota; Metazoa; Chordata; Actinopteri; Siluriformes; Bagridae. The coding region runs from base 561 to 1901 and encodes 446 amino acids.
CUAGGAGUGUGUGUGUGUGUACUGCACGCGCAGCAGUGAACUAGGAGUGUGUGUGUGUGUCCUGCACGCGCAGCAGUGAACUAGGAGUGUGUGUGUGUGUACUGCACGCGCAGCAGUGAACUAGGAGUGUGUGUCCUGCACGCGCAGCAGUGAACUAGGAGUGUGUGUGUGUGUCCUGCACGCGCAGCAGUGAACUAGGAGUGUGUGUGUGUGUACUGCACGCGCAGCAGUGAACUAGGAGUGUGUGUGUGUGUACUGCACGCGCAGCAGUGAACUAGGAGUGUGUGUGUGUCCUGCACGCGCAGCAGUGAACUAGGAAGAGUGUGAGUGUGUGACCUGCAAGCGCCGCAGUGUAUUAGGUGUGUGAAUGUGUGGUUGAGUGUGUCUGUGUGGUUGAGUGUGUCUGUGUCCUGCACGCGCAGCAGUGAACUAGGAGGAGUGUGUGUGUGUGUGUGUGAGUGAGUGAGAGUGAGAGAGAGAGAGAGAGAGAGAGAGAGUGCGUCCUGCACGCGCCGCAGUGAAUUAGCCUUGACCCCUCAGUGGUGUUUUAGGACAGCAGAAUGAUUCAAAGCGCUUUUUCUCAGUGGUGUAAAGACGUCACAAGUCACUUUUACUCUGAGAUAAAAACCGUUGGCAUCUCAACAGCUGUGGGCUUCACGUCUGCAUCAUUUCUGGUUCUUUCCUACUUGAUCGGGUGCAGCAGGUCUCAGUUCAGAGAUGCUGCAGUCUGGGUGUUGUACUCUCUGAUCGGUGACCUGUGUCACCUUACUGGAGCUUUUCUCUCUAAUCAGACGUCUAUUCAGUGUAUUAUGGCUACGAUCAUGACCAGCUUGGAUGUUGUGCAUUUCAUCUCAGCUGCUUUGCCUCUGUGUUGGUGGUAUUAUUCCUCCACUGGAAGGAGGAUGAGAAUGUUACGCAGAAGAAGGAGGCAGAACGCUUUUGUGGUCUGUCUGCUGUUUGGAAUGGGAGGAUACGUGUAUGCUGAUAUACGUGUACGUCACGUGCCUGCCGUCGCCUUUGGCUCUCCGACACACCGGAAGCUGCUGAACGUUGUCGUACGUGAUCAGACUGAACUGCUUGGUUAUGUGCUCGGUCUUCUGUCCUUCGCUAUUAGCUGGACCUCCAGGAUCCCCUUAUUUCUGAAAGCUAACAGAGGAGAGAUGAGUAAUUUGACGCAUGUUUCCUCGAGAGCUUUCAGUGCUGCGGCUGGAGCUCUCUACGCCUCUGCUAUAAUGUUCUAUGAGCCGCGGCUGGAGUGUGUCCUCGAAGCGCUGCCGUGGAUCCUCUCAGGAGCGAGCUGGGCGAUACUGGAUUUCUCUAUUUUGCUUCUCUCCUGCUACAGGAUUCGCUACAGGCGGCGUUCGGUCGGGACGCAGGAUUCAAACAGUGAGUCGCUUUUGGGUGGAUUCCACAGGGUUUCAUCUGUUCUGUCUCACAAAGAGAAAGAUUCCAGAAAGCAUAUUUCAUUAUGGAAGAGCAGCACAUCAAAAAUGCCUGAGAGAAAGCUUUGUAGAAAUGUUCAACCUAUUCGAAAGGUGUGUUUGAAGAAGGUCACGAUCACUCGGUCCGACUCAGCAGAGAACCAUCCUAUAAAGGGAACUGUGAAGGUGGUCAGGGUGGAUGAGCGGUACUCUUCAGGCAGUACUACAGAUUCGUCCUGCCUCAGCUCUGAGCUAGAGUGGGACUUUGAGGAGACCCCUCCACAGUGGAGUUCACAGAAUGAAGACAAGCCCCAGAUGGAUGCGUUCCCUCUGCAGGAGUGGAUGGUCGACCCGAGGACAACGUCGAACACGAGUUCAAGCUCGACCUCCUGUUUCUGUAACAGUGCUGAUCUGGAAGAGAGGAUUGUUUCUGGAUCAUCUGACACUAACUUUCAGAGCCUUUCUGAUCCUGUGAAAUGAUUCUAAACACACAGCAGAUGCUCCACUGCUUUAACAAUGUGAUUUUUCACUUCGUUAAUAUUUAAUGAGUUAUCAAAUAUAAUAAAGCAGAGUAAACAGAAACCUGCUGAUUUAAUAUUGUGUUUUUUUUUCUUUUUUAGAUUCCUCUGUAGUGAUAUAAGAUUGCCAUGUGUCCAUGUAGAACUUCAUGGUUUUGUUUGUCAGAUAGGAUAAAGAGCCAAAAUAUCUGUUGGCAUGCAUGUUCUUUUUUCAGGGAACUAUUUUGUUGCUCUGUUCUUCACACAUGCCAUCCUCCUACAUGCCAUAGCACUGACUAAUAAGAUCCUACUAAAAAGCUGAAACAUAAGAAGACAAAGCCAAAACAGAUAAACGCAGGGAGGUGCCUAAUAAACUAUCCUAAUAAAAAAAACAUUGCUA